UCUCUAUUUCACUCUCUAAAACACUUCUUCUACCUCUCGACAUCUCAAGAAAGAAAGGGGCAUAUUUUUACUCUUCGCCCACGGCAUCCAAACAAUAGGGCCGACCCUGAUUGAAGCAAAUGACGAUUCAUUCAGCUGUUAUUCAGAGGCUUCUAAGCACAAACGCUCAUUUAGCCCGCCGAGCGGCUGAGAACCAUUUUAAAAUCUACACUUAUGGUGCUCGAAAUGGAAUGACGAUUAUCGACUCCGAUAAAACUCUUGUUUGCCUCCGUAGCGCUUGCAAUUUCAUCGGGAAUCUUGUUCGCGAAAAUGGUCGGUUUCUGUUUGUGAAUACUAAUCCAUUACUUGAUGAGAUUAUUGAGCAGAUGAUUAAAAACACUGGCUGCCGCAAUGACAACUCUUGGCGUCUUGGAGGGUUUCUAACCAACAGUUUGAGUCCGAAAAAGUUCCGAUCUCGGAAUAAGAAGUUGAAUCUGACGUCGGUUUAUCAGCCAGAUUGUGUGGUGAUUUUUGAUACGGAGCGGAAGUCUUCUGUGAUUCUUGAAGCGUCUAGGUUACAUAUUCCAAUUGUUGGGUUGGUGGAGCCGAGUAUGCCACUGGAAACGUACAAGAAAAUCACAUACCCUGUUCCAGCAAAUGAUUCAGUGCAGUUUGUGUAUUUGUUCUGUAAUAUGAUUACAAAAACUAUACAAUACGAGCAAAAGAAGCUUGCCACAGCUAAAGGGAAGGUUUCCAAAGAAGAAGAGACAAAAACCAGAGAGGCUGCUCAACCAAUUGAAAAGAUUAAGAUCGAAUCGUGCGUCCUACCACCGUCUGCUUCUGAUGAUCCCUUGAAGAUGUAGGAGCUUCUGGACAAACUGGUGGUUAUCAAGAUCAACUGAGAAUGAAGGGACAAAGAUAUCCAUGCCCAUAAGUUGUAAUUCGAUCUAGGAAUGAGGCUAAAGCAAAGACGGAUUGAGAAAGCCUUUCUACUAGUUGUGUACCUGCGUAAUGCAUUAUUUAAAUAUUCAU
Cynara cardunculus var. scolymus (artichoke) is the source of this 1011-nucleotide messenger RNA. RefSeq names its product ribosomal protein S2, mitochondrial-like. Gene Ontology annotation, molecular function: structural constituent of ribosome. The transcript is spliced from 5 exons. The record is from RefSeq and is a predicted model, not a curated record. Gene Ontology annotation, biological process: translation. NCBI's taxonomy places the organism in Eukaryota, Viridiplantae, Streptophyta, Magnoliopsida, Asterales, Asteraceae. Gene Ontology annotation, cellular component: ribosome; mitochondrial small ribosomal subunit. The coding region runs from base 120 to 842 and encodes 240 amino acids.